UUAAACGCCAUUUUAUAAAAAUGGCUGGCUUGUUGUUGGCGACUGUUGGGUGCUUGUUUGGGAAUUAAUGUUUGUUUCUUUUGAUUAUAAUGAGUUUGGUUUAUCAGCGUAUAUUUUCACGUAGUUCGAUACAUGACAAUGUACUGUGAUCAAUGAGCCUGCAACGAGAUAAAGCAUUGUAUAAAAAGAACAAUAUGUGGCCCUCGUCUCAAUAUACGCAUACUAACCAUGCCCAGACUACGGUUAAAACAAAUGAGCAUCAGAAUCAACAGAACUUGAAGACACUCGGAAUGACCUCUGCUAUAUCUAUGGCAGGUCCAAAGCCAAUUGACGUUGAAAAGACGAGUGACUUGAAAGAUUCUCUCGUGCCAUUUGGUGUAUUCGAGUCUGAGGCUGAGAUGCAUCACCGUAUGGAAGUUCUCGGGGCGCUGCACCGGCUCGUCCGCCAGUGGAUCAGAGACGAGUCACUGAGGAAGAACAUGCCGCCGAGCGUUGCUGAUACCGUCGGCGGGAAUAUUUAUACAUUUGGAUCGUAUAGGCUUGGGGUGCACCACCGCGGCGCCGAUAUCGACGCUCUGUGCGUCGCGCCGCGGCACAUCGAUCGCUCUGACUACUUCCAGUCUUUCUACGAGCUGCUCAAGGCACAGCCGCAGGUGAAAGAUUUGAGAGCAGUGGAAGAUGCAUAUGUGCCCGUGAUCAAGAUGAACUUUGAUGGCAUUGAAAUUGAUUUACUGUUCGCCAGACUUGCUCUCAAGGAAAUACCAGAUUCCUUUGAUCUCCGUGAUGACAUUCUUCUUAAGAAUUUAGAUCAGAAAUGCGUCCGAUCUCUUAAUGGAUGCAGAGUAACUGAUGAGAUAUUGCGUCUUGUGCCUAAUAUCAAUAAUUUCAGAUUGACCUUACGGGCUAUCAAGCUUUGGGCUAAACGUCACGGCAUCUAUUCCAACACUCUGGGCUACCUGGGUGGGGUGUCGUGGGCCAUGCUGGUGGCCCGCACGUGCCAGCUGUACCCCAACGCGCUGCCGGCCACGCUGGUACACAAAUUCUUCCUGGUGUUCAGCCAGUGGAAGUGGCCGCAGCCCGUGCUGCUAAAGCAGCCGGACGCCGUCAACCUCGGAUUCCCCGUGUGGGACCCGCGCGUCAACGUGGCCGACCGCUUCCACCUCAUGCCGAUCAUCACGCCGGCUUACCCGCAGCAGAACUCCACCUUCAACGUGUCCGCGUCCACCAGGACCGUCAUCAUGGAGGAGUUCCGCCUGGGUCUGGCGAUCACGGACGAGAUAAUGCUGAGCAAGUGCGGCUGGGAGCGCCUGUUCGAGGCGCCCAACUUCUUCUCCCGCUACCGGCACUUCAUCGUGCUGCUGGCGUCGUCGGCGCGCGCGCUGGACCAGCUGCAGUGGUGCGGCCUCAUCGAGAGCAAGAUCCGACAUCUCAUCGCUACAUUAGAAAGAAAUCAACACAUAACAAUAGCCCACGUUAACCCCGAGUGCUAUAACUCGGUACCACUGAGCACCAACAACGGCCAGCCAUUAGCAUUACCACCAGGCACACCCGUACCAGGGGACAUCGCAUUAAAUGAGAUAAAGAAAAAUGAAAAAGGCGAAGUGAUAGCCAAUGUGUGUUCGAUGUGGUUCAUCGGUCUGGUGUUCGACAAGACCAACGUGAACGUCGACCUGACGUACGACAUCUCGUCCUUCACGAAGGCCGUUCACUACCAAGCUGAGAACACUAGUAUGUUACGUGAGGGGAUGACGAUUGAGGCGCGGCACGUGCGUCGCAAGCAGCUGCACCAGUUCCUGUCGCCGUCGCUGCUGAAGCGCGAGCGCACGGCGUCCGGCAACAAGCGCAAGCUGGACGCGCCGCCGCCGCCGCCGCUCAAGAAGACCAAGCGCCUGUCCGAGAGCAGCACUGAUGAUAUCAGCUGCUUUUCAUACAACGAAGACUCAAACUCGUCAAACAUGUACGAGGUGAACCUCCAGAACGGUAACUUGCCGAGCCACAACUCCCAGGAUGCGGACAGGAACAAGACGGCGGCCGAGAAGCAGAUGGCGCCGGCGUCAGAGCACCCUUCCACGUCGAACAGUAUCGCGUGUACGUAGCAGUACGAGGAAUGGCGCCAACGGUUCAUCUACGGAACCAGUAACGUCAAAAAAUACAGAGUUAAACGCGCCUAAGACGUUAAGUGAAUAGUUAAGUGUGCCUCAGUGGCUACGAGAAACUCCAAUAGAGAAAAGAACAAUAUGUCUAUAGUGACAGUGAAUAGUGCUUAAGGACCGCGACUGAAUGAGACAGUUAACGGAUAACAGAUCUAAAGUUUUUUUGUUCAUAUUUGUGCAAUAGCUUUUGGGAAGCUGCUGAUUUUACUAUGGGUAAGCCGGAAAUAUCAGUAAUCUUGACUAUAGCUAUACUAGAAGUAGAUGAACUCUUAUUAAUGUAGUCAUGAUUUAUAACGAAUAUUUCUUAUUUAUUCGUUAGAUAUUGCACGGCACAGCGUCGUCGUUACGUAAGAUUAAUUACAUAGAUUAAGGUAUUGAAAUAAAAACAAUUAUGAUAAUUUGACAUAAAAGGUCCAGUAUUAGUUAAAUUCGUGAAAAUUGUUUCAUUACAGGUCCCCGGGGUACACGGCUGACAUGUGAGUUGGUUUUAACAAUAGAUAGGAUGAUCUAUUGGGGUUUGCGAGGGGACUAUUUAAACCUGCACUAGUCUAGGAGAAAUUGUUACAUGCAUUUACAUGAAAAUGAUAUAUUUCUUAAAUUCCUUAAAUAGGUCAACUUUUUAUAGUUCACAAAUUUAAUGAGUCAAUAUCAUCAAAUAAUAAUUUGUAUUAUAAAGCAAAUAUCUUCUCUAGGGACAAUUGGUUAACGAGAUAUAAAUAGUUUUCUUGCAAACACCACGGUAGUACAAAGUGGAAGAAACUGUUUUUUGUGAAUCCUUUUAAAUAAUUCAGUAACCUUGUGUUUUAAAUUUGAUUAUAUUUCUCGUCCAUUAUUUAUGAAGUAGUAAUUGAUUUAAAAAAUAAAAAAUGCCUUAAAAAAUUCUUCUACUUGUUGAUUUAUUCACACUAUUCCAAAAUUAUAUCAUUCAGCAUUAUAAUGAGUUUGCAUUGUUCUUCUUAAUGUUUUACCCGUUAUGACAAUUUUAAUCGUUAGUAUUAUAAUGUACACAUAUUGCACGUAAUUAAACUGAAUUUUACAAUUUAAGCGUUUAUAUAAAUUUCUAUCUGUAAUAGUGUAUUGGUGUUUAUUAGUGUUGGACAAUUAAUGAUCAUUGAAUCAUUCGAUAUUGAACAUAUUUCGAUUAAAACCAUUAUGUAUUACCAGGGUUCACAACUGUACGAUAAUUUCAUACCUACGUACGAUGUACGAUAGUACACUACUAUCGUACGUGGAUUGUACGAUAAUUUCCAUUAUGAUGUAAAAUUCGAUAAUUACACGAAUCAAUAACAAUUACAAUUGUUUUUACUAUCAACGCCAUCUAUUGGUUCAUUUCUUUCUUAGGAACAAUGGCAGCAACUUCUUUUUUGUUGUGAUGCGGAAUGUUGGCAGUUACAAUAUUUCCAAUAUUUUGCGAGAUCGAAACGAAAAAAAUUGGACGAUGACUUUUUUUUAGUGUACUGCUGAUUUCAACUGUAAUUACAUUACAAAUAUAUUGUUGUGUUUUAUAUAAUAUUAUUGCAUAUAUAUCAUUAUCCUAUUGUACGAUAAUGUAUGAUAAUUUUAAGGCCCUGGUACAAUAACUGAUUGGCAUUAGGUUGUGAACCCUGUGAAUUACUAAUUUGUAGUAUGCAUCUCAGAGUGAGCUGCUGUAGUCGUCACAUGCGAAUGUAGGAUUUGUACGAUUACGAGUAUAUCAAUUAAAUUAUUUGCAAAUGUAUCUCCAAGUUGUGUCGUCAGGGCACAUGGUUUAUGUAGUAGAAAUCAAAUACGAGUUAAUCUUAUAAAUGUGUCUAUGUGAUAAUAAUUGUCUAUUAUACAAAUAAAAUUAUAGGUAUAUUCCUGUAAAAAGCGAAACCUUUAAAGAAAUAAUAUCUUUUUGAAAUUGACAUUCUAUCGAUAUCCAUGACAAAAAUUGCGUAUUAAUAAAUUGUAAUAAUUAUAAAUGUAAAAUUUGUAUAUAAAUGUGUUUUAAGUACGGUUUACAAUUGACGCAAAUCAUGAGAAAACGAGACUUAUGCCAUAGAAAGAAAAAUAAUAAAUCUGUAGUCCGAAUUGUUAAAUUAGUUCCACUUGGAUGAUGAAAUAUUAUAUAGAACUAAACUCACGCAUGUAAAAUCACGGUAUAGUUGCUAAUAUGUUAUAUGAUAUUUGAACAAAACACAUAAAUAAUAUUUUCAAAUAGAAUUAACCUUGACUUUUUUUUAAUUUUAAUUUAUAACUUUAUUUCAAUAUUUGAAGAAACCAUAGAUUUACAGAUUGAUUUGCUAAUAACUCUGCUAUCUAUAGCUAUUAUGCACUACAAUCAGUUCUCAAUUACUUUAUCUUUAUUUAUUAAUUAACGACCUGGCUACUCACAUCCACUUAAUAUAUGCUUGCAAAGUUACGUUAACGACAUCGCCAACGCAUUAAAUAGCCAUUUAUUCAUAAACUCAUAAUAAAGACCACAGAUAAUUUUAGAUCUUGAACAACUCUUUAAUCCAAAUAAUAUUAUUGUCAUAAUGUGCUGUUAUUAUCGAAAUAUUUUUUACUAGCAUCCAUAAUAAACAAUUUUUGAAGUACACUUAAAAGAAGUAUAUGCGAAAUGUAAUGGCUAUUCACUUAUACCUGACCACUCCACAGUCAUCUAGACACACCACAAACAAUAUUGUAAAUGUACGAGGUAUACAUGUUAGGGAUCGUAACUUAAGUCUAUGUAUAUAAUUUAGUAUUUUCUUGUACACUAGAUUUUUUGAAAUUCUAUUCGAAAUGUAGCUAUUUUAUGUGUAGAUUGAAAUGUUUACAUAUAAAUAUUUUAUAUUAAAUUAUAAAGGGAUAUAUUAGUCAAAUUUAAGGAGAAUGAUGCAAAUAUACUUAACAUUAGUGUCUCAAACUGUUGACCGAAUUGUAUGUGCUGGGAUAUUGAGAAUAAAUCUGUGUUUGAUACAUGUAUCGUGAUUUCUUUUAAACCUCACCUGUCUUUGUAUGUAAUGUGCAAAACAAAUAAUUACAAAGUAAAAUUUAACUCCCGUAAGACAUGAUAAUUAAAAGAAUUUAAUUUAUUUAUGUAUAUUUCAAAUUAUGUACAUUCACAAAGGAAAAUAAUUUAAGUUCCUUCUAUGUUUAAAAACAUAUAAAUAUUUGUUAAAACUCAAAUACAAAUAAUGAUUGAAGCCAUAAAUUAAUAAAUAUGUCAUGUUGGGUUUUAUGUUUACGUUUAAUAGUCAGUAAGUACUUUGUAAUUUUAAGCGUUUAAGAGAAAUCAUGUAUCAUGAUAGUAUUAAAUUUAUUAUUAAUAAAAAUGAUUCCACCUAGAAUAAGACUCAAAUGUAGUUCUCUUUAAGGACCUUCUUGAUGUUUUGUAAGUUGUAUAUAUAAUAGCCAAUUCAUUGUAAUUAUGUAUGAAAAAAUAUAUUGGGAAAAACAUAAAAAAAUAAAUAUUUACAAAAGGAAA
Messenger RNA from Nymphalis io (European peacock), 5583 nucleotides. RefSeq names its product poly(A) polymerase type 3 (gene hrg). The coding region runs from base 153 to 2096 and encodes 647 amino acids. The record is from RefSeq and is a predicted model, not a curated record. The transcript has 13 exons. Gene Ontology annotation, molecular function: RNA binding; poly(A) RNA polymerase activity. NCBI's taxonomy places the organism in Eukaryota, Metazoa, Arthropoda, Insecta, Lepidoptera, Nymphalidae. Gene Ontology annotation, cellular component: nucleus.